GUUCCAGAAUGAGUUCAUUGAAGCUUCUCCUCGUCCUAUUGAUUCCAUCAAUAAAGGCCUUCGUGAAUCUGAACACCACUGAACAAUUACCCAGAGGAGUGAACCAACUCCAUGGUCUUUCUCAUCUUAGUGCAUCUAAUGCAGAAUUCCCUGCACGCUGCGAAAGUGAGUGGACACUCUUCGCCAAAACGGAUGCUUGCUAUAAGACCUUUUUUGGAAAGACGUUUGACAGUGCGGAAUAUAUUUGCAGCACGUAUAGAGGACAUUUGACUUCAAUCCACAGCUAUGAAGAAAAUAAUUUUAUAGCCGAGUUGACGAAAAUGGAUAAACCAACCUCAACCUACACUGAUUUUACUUGGAUAGGAUUACACCUCAAAACAAAUAGCAAGAAAUGGACCUGGACUGACGGUACAGAAGUUGAUUUCGGACCCUGGGCGAAGGGAUGUCCUGAUCGCGGAAAUGGAAAGUGUGCGCUGCUGAUCAAUGAAGUUCACCUCAACGAUCCUCAUGGACUUUACUAUCAUACAUGGGCAGACUGGCCCUGCGACCAAAAAUUGAGAAUAUUCGUUUGCAAGAAAAUGGCUUUACAUUGAAGCAGGACUCAAGUGCAUUUGAUUGUUGUGAUCGAUGAUUGUAAUUAACAAUCUACAAUAUCGAACAAGCAAUGAAUAAAUGUUGACCCUUU
Cylicocyclus nassatus is the source of this 685-nucleotide messenger RNA. The record is from the annotation of a GenBank genome assembly. Lineage: Eukaryota; Metazoa; Nematoda; Chromadorea; Rhabditida; Strongylidae.